Aquila chrysaetos chrysaetos is the source of this 1046-nucleotide messenger RNA. RefSeq lists its product as uncharacterized. The record is from RefSeq and is a predicted model, not a curated record. Bases 1 to 927 code for a protein of 308 amino acids. The transcript is spliced from 2 exons. NCBI's taxonomy places the organism in Eukaryota, Metazoa, Chordata, Aves, Accipitriformes, Accipitridae.
AUGCGCGGCGCGCACAGAGAGAGCAAUCACAGAGUCUUCAGGAGGGCAUGCACGCAGUGUGCAGAGAAAGCGUGCACGGAGCGUGCAGCUAAGACUGCAUGGAUUGCGCGGAGAGCGAGCACGUGGAGAACGUGGAGAAAGCGUGCAUGGACUGUGCAGAGGGUGUGCAUGGAACGUGCAGGUAAGACUCUGCGUGGCAUUCGCGAGAGAGCAUUGGGAGUGCUCUCCGAGCGUGCAUGGAGUGUGCAGAGAGCACGAGUGUGCAAAGAGAGUCUGUGCAGAGCGUGCACAGAGCGUGUGGUGAGAGCGUGCAGGGAGUGUGAGAAAAGAGCAUACGUGAAGCUUGCAAGAGGGCAUGCACGGAGCGUGCAAAGCGAGCAUCCACACAGCAUUUGCGCAGGGCAUGCAUGGAGCACGCAGCGGGAGCGUGCAUGGAGCACGCAGCGAGGGAGCAAAGAGCAUGAGGAGAGAGCGUGUGUGCAGUGCUUGCAGGGGCCACGCAUGGAACAUGUGAAGAGAGCGUGCACGAAGCAUGCAGCUAAGACUGUGCACGGAGCGUGCACGAGCGCGCGGGGAGCACGCACACAGCACGCUGAGCGAGGACACAUGCAUCCAGUGUGUGCAAGAGCGCCGUGCCCACCCGCCGCAGCACACAGGCCCAUGCACACAGGAGCCCGGCGCUGCACGGAGCGGGGGGACAUGCUAGCACGCGAGCUCGCCCAAGCGCGCACGCAUGCAGGCAGCCUAAACGGGGGGCUCCCUCCUCCCCCCAGCUCCCCGGCUGCACCGUCCCCUAAACGUGGGCUCGAACCCCCGGCCCGAGCACUGCCCCACCGCCGCGCCUGGAUUUUCUGUGAAAAUCCCCCGGUUUUGGGGCACCACCGUCACCUCUCCCCCAGGCCUUCCCGGGAAAUAGGUUUAGGAUGAAAACCAGAGAGCGGCCAGCCAAGCAAGCCGGGCCCCAGGGCACCCAGGGUGGGUGCCGGGGCACCCCGAGGUGCUCGGGGUGCGCUACUAACCAAUAAACUAAACGUACUACCCGGCUA